ACCAUUUUCAAUCUAAACCUAAAGCUUCAAACAUUCAUACUUUUACUCUACUCAUAUUUAAAAUUUUAUUGAUAAUAUUGAUUGUAUAAUAAUAAUGGAAAAAAAUAUGGCAGAAUCCCCCCUUGAGCAAAGGCUAGCCAUGGCAAAACGCUGCUCUCAUGAGGGUGUUGUUGCUGGAGCAAAAGCUGCUGUUGUUGCUGGAUUUGCUACAGCAAUGCCAACUAUAGCAAGUGCAAGAAUGUUACCAUGGGCUAGGGCUAAUCUCAACCCCACUGCACAAGCCCUCAUAAUUUCAACUGUGGCAGGAGCAGCAUAUUUCAUUGUAGCUGACAAAACUGUGCUAAAAUCAGCACGUCAAAACUCCUUCAACCAAGAUGGAAAGCACACCAUUAAACCAUAAAUUUCAAAUGCCAGAAGCCUGAGCCUGGCUCAUGGCUUUCAGGCUUUGUCACCGAUGGUUGAUGAUGACAACGAUGAUGACGAAACAUAGGAUGAUCUGAUCUUGAUGUUGAUUAUACUUCUUAAAUUACAUUGAGAUUUGAGAGUCAAAUCUUGUAUUGAUCUACCCUUAUGUUAUAUAUCCCAAUAAAAUUGUUUUUCCCUUUAAAAGCAAUAGUUUAGCUCCAUUUGUUAGUAACUGCUACUAUUUACUUACAGUAAGAUUCAAUAGUCCUAUACUGAUAUGCUAACAGCCUAACAUGGAUCUGACACCAACCUUAAGUCCCAGAAAAUUUUAGU
Molecule: messenger RNA, 738 nt
Organism: Amaranthus tricolor (Joseph's coat)
Lineage: Eukaryota; Viridiplantae; Streptophyta; Magnoliopsida; Caryophyllales; Amaranthaceae
Product: early nodulin-93-like
Exons: 4
Coding region: 95-400 (101 amino acids)
Source: RefSeq, a predicted model, not a curated record